Molecule: messenger RNA, 947 nt
Organism: Aedes aegypti (yellow fever mosquito)
Lineage: Eukaryota; Metazoa; Arthropoda; Insecta; Diptera; Culicidae
Product: collagenase
Exons: 2
Coding region: 48-875 (275 amino acids)
Biological process (GO): proteolysis
Molecular function (GO): serine-type endopeptidase activity
Source: RefSeq, a predicted model, not a curated record
AUCCAUUAGGCUAGGUUCAGUUAGUCGCGAUAAUCCAAUCCGCCAACAUGAAGUCCCUGGCCGUUGUCCUGCUUCUGGUUGCAGUUGCCACAGCUUCUGUGAUCCCACAGAAGGAAGAACGCGUCGUUGGCGGAUCGAUCGCUGAGCGUGGCCAGUUCCCGUACGCAGUUGGCCUUAUCACCCGCAUCAACAUUUUGAUGUCGGGCCAAUGUGCAGGAUCUUUGCUGUCCAAUCGCUUCAUUCUGACCUCGGCCAGCUGCGUCAAUGGAAUACAAAGUGCCGUUGCCAUUAUUGGUGGGCUGCGAAUCAACGAUGCUACCGAGUCGGACCAAAUCCGUAUGACCGUUACUCAGUUCAUCGUUCACAAUGGCUACAUUGAAGGCACUGAUGAUUUUGACGUCGCUUUUGCCGUCCUGCCGAUCCCAAUCAGCUUCACGGAGAAUAUCCGACCAGUUCGUUUGCCAAACCGUCGCCAGGUGGAGGCAACGUUCGUCGGACAGCAGGGAACCUUCAUGGGAUGGGGACGAUUCGGUGAAGGCACUAGCAAUUCCGAUGUUCUGCGCUUCGGAAGGUCGCAGGUCAUUACCAAUCUUUCGUGCCGGUUGAGUUUACCGACGAACACCAUCCUGGAUGAGCACAUCUGCACCGAAGGGUUCAACGCGGCAACUGGCCGAGGAUCGCCAUGCCAGGGAGACAACGGUGCACCGUUGACCAUUACGGACGCUGACGGAAUCACCACUCUGGUAGGAGUAUUUUCGUUCAACUCAAUUUUGGGUUGCGAUGGUGGUCGUGCAGCCGUUUUCACUCGUAUUUCGGCAUAUCUUGACUGGAUCGAAAACAACUCGGACAUUGUGAUCCAGGACAACUUCCAAUAAUCUCCUUAAGUUAUUGUAAUUAUUAAUGAAUGAAUACAAAUUAAGAUUGUGACGUAUUUGUUCUCAAAAAUA